Molecule: messenger RNA, 672 nt
Organism: Chanos chanos (milkfish)
Lineage: Eukaryota; Metazoa; Chordata; Actinopteri; Gonorynchiformes; Chanidae
Product: pentraxin fusion protein-like
Exons: 2
Coding region: 1-672 (223 amino acids)
Source: RefSeq, a predicted model, not a curated record
AUGUUGACUCUGACUGUGUGUCUGUGCUGUGUGCUGUCUCUGGCCUCAGCUGAAGUGGGUUUAGGUGGAAAGGUUCUGCUGUUCCCAUAUGAGACAGACUUCAGUUUUGUGAAGUUAACUCCUCAGAAGCCUUUGGGCUUGUCCUCCUUCACACUCUGCAUGCGCAUCGCCACGGAGCUGCAGGGAGAACGCCAAAUCAUCCUCUUCGCUUACCGCACGCCCGACUAUGACGAGCUGAACGUGUGGAGGGAGAAGGAUGGACGCGUUUCGUUUUACCUGAGCGGAGAUGGAGCGUUUUUCCACCUGCCUCCCCUCUCCACCUUCCGAACCCAUCUGUGCCUCACCUGGGCCUCCCGCUCAGGCCUGGCUGCGUUCUGGGUGGAUGGGCGGCGAAGCGCGUUUCAGCUUUACAAACCGGGUCACACCAUCCGCCCCCGCGGCACCGCACUGCUGGGACAGGACCCCGACAAACACCUGGGAGACUUCGAGGCUGUGCAGAGUUUUGCUGGAGAGAUUACGGAGGUGAACAUGUGGGAUUAUGUCCUGUCAGGCAGUCAGAUUAAAGAUUUGUACUUUAACCAUGUACAGCGUGUGCCCAGGGGAAACGUGUUUGACUGGCGCUCCAUAGAGUAUGAGAUCCAUGGCAAUGUGAUGGUGGUGCCCGAUGACUGA